AUGUCCUCAUCAUCGUCACCAACUCCGACACGGCGAUUGUCGCUCUCUGCCCCAGAAGCAGCAACUACAGUGGCGGCUGCGGCUGCUGUAGUGGCUCAGCAGCUCGACAGCGACAGCGCAACCACUCCACACCACCACGACGACGACGUCAAUGGCAGGGACGCCGCCGCCACUGCAGACGAGCCAGGCAAGCCGAGGAGCAGAAGUUCGUCAAGGCGCAACAGCAUCAGCGCUGCAGUGGCACAGGCAGCAGAGAUUGUCGCUCGCCUGGUCCAGAGCACCGAUUCGGGAGCUGGCGUCGGCUUGGAUUCUGCUGAUGCUGCUGCUGAUGCUGCUGAUGCCGAUGCAGUCACAGAGGCUGAGAAUGACACGACAGAGCAUGACAUUGCCGAGGCACCGGCUGAAGAGGAGCCUGGCAUGCUCGCACAGGUCGCAGAGUCGUUCGUCACACCCGGAAUCAACGCCGGCGUCAUCAAGUUUAUGAACAUUGCUUUUGUCGGCCUGUUUCUCGCGCUCGGAUUCUGGCUGUAUGCAUCCGGUGCCAACAUUCACGUCAUUUUCCUGACUGUGAUUUCCGUAGCCUUGUUUGCCUCUGUCCAAUGGUUUUUGUUGUUACUCGGGUCACCCCAAGCACCCACGCCAGCACCAGAAGCACACGCAAAGACAGACUGAUUUUUGUUUUCCUGUUCCAAACAGAUUCUUUUCGCACACUUGUCAGACUGAUGGUGGUACAUUUUUACUGGUUAACAUAACGGAUUCUCAA
Capsaspora owczarzaki ATCC 30864 is the source of this 763-nucleotide messenger RNA. RefSeq lists its product as hypothetical. Gene Ontology annotation, cellular component: endoplasmic reticulum membrane. Bases 1 to 672 code for a protein of 223 amino acids. Gene Ontology annotation, biological process: vacuolar proton-transporting V-type ATPase complex assembly. The transcript is spliced from 5 exons. Lineage: Eukaryota; Filasterea; Ministeriida; Capsasporidae. The record is from RefSeq and is a predicted model, not a curated record.